UCUCAUUUUGUGAAAAAAAAAGAAAAACCUAAACCGACAUUCUCUGCUCUCCCUCUGCUAUAUUUAUUCUCCCCCCAUUGUAUACCAUCCACUUGCGAUCCACUUGGUGAUCGUCAGUGCGUGUGUGUAUUGAGCGGCGCAUAUUAAUGGCAAAUCGAAUAUAAUGGAUCUAUUUACUCUUUACGAUUGGAUAACAGCGUUGUUGCGCCCACGUGCAACAUAUAAAACAACAACUCAACAGAAACAACUAACAACAACAGCGGGCGCCAAUCAACAAACCCCCAACUCAGAUACAAAUGAGACACAACAUCUGGUGAACGUUGAAACAUCUAUAAAUAAUAUUGAAUUCAUACCAACUCUAGAAUUUGAUUUAGAUACAACAUCUCAGGCCACAUACGACCACUUGCAACAAUGUUUAGAAACAUGUUUUUCGGUUGUUGAGACACCACCACAACAGCAACAGAAUGUUUCAACGACAACAACAUCAAAAAGUUCUGCUCAAACAUACACAGUUGAAAGAACUCCAAGCGAUCGACAGCAACAGCAGCAGCUCCAGCAAGAACAACCAGAAGCAUCAACAUCUUCGUUAAUAGAUACCAGUGAAUUGUUACAGCAGGAGGUCCAACAAUUUAGUCUUACAGACACUGCUUCAUUUGCUACGUACUUUGAUGAACCAACAUCCUCCAUAUCACUCGGCAUAAUGGAGAGUACACAUACCAAUAACACAUUAAGCGAACAGAGAUCAACAACAGAUCAUAUGCCGGCCUCCACAACGCCAACUACAUCGAAAAAUACAACAAUAGCAACAACUGCAACAACUGCAACAUCAGCAACACCAACGUCCAGUCAAAGUAAUGUGCCACAAAGUUUAGCCAAUCCUAGUUUAAGUGCAACAGCCGAUGAAGAGGAUGAGAUAGAGGAGGAAAUCGAAGAGGCUUUGGAAAUGAGUGAAGAACAAGAUUUAAGUGUAUCGCUGGCGGGUCCCAGUAAAAAACCUCAAAUGGACCAGUUAUUUGGCAUAGAAUUCACGGACAGCUCGGGCAGUGAAGAGUUAAAAGUUGAGAGAGGCGGAAUGAGUAAUAAAAGUAAGAGCUUACAGAGCAAUAGUACUAGUGAUCAAUUUAAAAUAGACGAUGAUCAAUUAUCGGGAGGCAAAUUGGCUCAACAUUUCAUAAUAGAAGAUGAUGACAGUGAAGAUUCUGGAGAAAUAGGUUUGCCUGGGGAAAAACGUUUAGAACACUCCAAACAUGAGGCCUCUGAAUAUGAAGAUGAUGCUAAUGUUUUAGCUAGCCAAGCAGCAGCUGAAGAAGAGGAGAGUUUAGCCAAUCAAUCCACCGCUGAUGAUGUGUCCGAACUGCAAGAAGAAGCUAAAAUUGAGAGCGAAGUAUUUAGUCAAAUAACAGACAAUAAAACAACAGAACCAACUGAACAUGAUUUAACCAAAAGCAGUCAUAGGGAUACCUUAGAGAGCUCCACAACUAAGCAGAGCAAUAAAUCCAAUGAUGGCUCUAAAACAGGAUCUGUCUUAAAAAGUGAUAACAUUCAAAAGGAGGACAAGCCACUAGUUAUGAAACCUGCAAGACCAGAGUUUUUUGAAAAUCCCGAUAUUAAACCUUUAUCGGGAGCCUCUUCCCUGCACAGUGAAAAAGAUCAUUCCAUUGAAGAAAUAAUGGCUUCAAAUCACUCCAUGGAAAUGACAUUCGAUGAACGUGAUUUAAGUUCUCUUAAUCCCAGUUUUGAUAUGCACAAUGACACCCUGGUUAAUGAGCUAUUGGCCGAUACUCCAGAAAGGUCUCAGCUGCAAAGUAAAAUGAAAAGUUUUUUAAAGGAAGAUUCGAAAUUAAUGAAAGAACAAGUGGCAGAGGAAGAAACCAGAGUCAGUAUGGGUGAGUCUUUCUUAAGCUCUACCAAGCUGCUGGAAAGUAAACAGUAUUUGGAGAAAGAAGAAACAGUAAAAGAGAGUGAUAAAGAUAAAACUGUUAAAUUUAUAGAGCAGGAGAAAGCAGUUAUGUUAGAAAAUCUACCAAAAUUAAGGGAAAAUAUUACAGUCUCCAUUAUACCCAAUGAGCAGGUGGUGGAGGAAAUUUUUGAAACAACUUUGCAAUCGGAAAUGAUAACCGAUUUAGAUGAUAGUCUGCCGGAAAUAGCAGAAAAGCCCUCAACUUCUAAACAAGCCGAAAAGUUAAUGCAAAGUAAUUUAUCUAAAUCUUUGGAUUUGAAAGAACAUCAAGCCAAAAUAGAGCAGUUGGAACCUUGGUCUACUCUGCAAAUAAAUACCAAGGAAGAAGAUGAUGAGGAAACCUCUUUGCAGUUAAUGAAACUAAGAAUAAUGGCCAUGAAAAUACAACCAAAAGAUAACCAGCUGCAACUGUCUCCCACAGGAGAAUCUGCGGGACCUGUAGACAACAGCCAAGUUAAAGCCAUGGAGAGAGUUUCCUUGGUAGACUUUGCCAAAGAUGUUUUAGAGGACAUAACAGAGGAAAGUGAGCGCAAUUCUUUAUCCAUCCAAGAUGAACAAAAUUCUCUGACACACGAAAAAUCUGCCACAUUGACUUCGAAAAGUGACAGUAAAACUUUGAAUAACAAAAAUGAGAAUUCUAAUUCGGCAGUAAGUUUAAAUAUGAUACAAAUGCUGGAACAAAAGGUGGGAGAACUGCAACAAAUGUUGGUCAACAAAGAUGCUUGUUUGGCUUCAUUAAAUCUACAACUGGAGCACAAUAAUAGAAGAGAUUCUCAAAAUAACAACAAUUCGCCGGAACUAAUGGGUUCGGGUAGAGAUUCCAGUUCUUUGGUAACAAAUUCCACUGAAUAUAGAACAUUUCAGGAGGACUUUGGUCAACCGACCAUGGACAUUUAUAUGGAACUAUCCAAACGUGAUGAGUUAAUAGCCAAACUAAAUGAAUCGCUGCAACAAUCUCUCACCAUAAGAGAACAUUUACAAGGAGAAUCCGAAAAACUAGCACACGAAGUGGGUUUACUACGCAAACAACUCACAGAAGCCAUGGAGUCGUACAAAAAAUCCUAUUGGCCGCGUGACCAAGAAAGCAACUAUGGCCAAAGAAUUUCAGAAAUAUCCAUGGACUUGGUCAGUGAAUCCGAUGAUGAUUUAGAUCGUCUCUAUCUAACCGAUAAUGAUGAGAAAAUGUCCCGCAAUUCCCGUGAACGUCAACUGUCUAUGCCCCGCCAAUACGACUAUCCCACCAGCGAUGCGGAGAUUGCGUGUGAUGCCACCGCUUUUAGCAAACAAAUUGAACAAUUCCAAAAAUAUCUAACACCCAGUGAAGUGAGACUCUUCUUUAUGGUACAAAAGAAAUUCGAUGAUUAUUUGUGUCAAGAAUUGGAGAAAUGUAAAAUGAAAUAUGAUCAAGAACUGAAAAUUGUUAUGGAUCAGUGGGACAGUGAAAAACAGGAAAAAGACAAGGAAAUACACAAACUUAUGCAGCAAAGGAUGGAAAGAGACACGAAACAUAAUCAAGAAAUGGAAGAUUUAAGGAAAUAUUUUGAAACCAAAUGUGCUGACCUGGAGAAACAAUAUUCUGAUGAUGUGUUUUCCCAAAAAUCUCAACGUCAUGGCUUGACCUCUUCCUCGGCCUCCGAAUGUUCUGAUCAAGAACAAUUGCCCGAUGAUUUUAAAAUUGUCACACCCUGCAAAUCCAAAGAAUCAUCGCCACGUAAACGUUCAAAGGCUGAACUAUUAUUAAGUCCAUCUCAUCGUCAAAUGACUCCUGGCAAUGAUACAUUCAAUGAAGACUUGGCCCCAAAUCAGGGAACACAAUUGGCCUUGGAAAUUACCGAAUUAAAGACAUUUUAUCAAAAUAAAAUUCAUGAAAUUCAACGUUCCCAAGAUGAUCACAUCAAAAAAUUGAGCGAUCGCUUAAAGUAUUAUGAAUCUCGUUAUCCUGAAGAUGAGUUUGUGUCAUCAACUACUAAAAAUUCCACCCUGAAUUCGACACAAGAGACCACAACAACAACCAAUACCGAAGAUUUAACCCAAAUAACCGUACGUAGUUUAAAUCAAAGCCAGCCAAAUGAAGAACUCAGCGCACAGGCCUCGGCCUCCGGAACACCAUUUCUUAGCAAUCAUAACAAUAAUAAUAAUACGUCAUUGAUCAUAAUCGAUCAAGAUGAAUUGAAUUCUAAUAACGAGGCCCAGGUGAUACAAAAAAUAAUCGAUGAAUAUGAAAGACGUUUGCAAGAGCAAUUGGCAUUGGCUAGAGAAGAUAUUGUACAUGAAUUGGAACAGCAGAUACAGACUUUAUUGUCGGAAUCAACAACAGAUGAUCAACAUUGGCCAAAGGAAUUGAUAUUGUUGAGAGAGAAAUUUACGGCUAAAUGUCAAUUAGAAAUUGCACAAUUACAAAUUAAACAUGCUGAUGAGAUGUCUCGCUUAAAACAAGACUAUGAAAAACAACUAAAUCGCAAGAACAAACGCCAUUCAACGUUUGAUUCGGCACGCGAUUUUGACAAACUACUCAGUGAACGUGACAGUUUACGUGAACUAUCCAAAGCAUUCAGACAAGUACUCUCUGAAUUGCUGAAAUGUGUGGCCAACUGUGAGAAUGAUAUAACUGAGAAUCUAGCAGAAGAAGUACAACGUUUGCUCUCCUGCAAUCGUACCCUAGAAGAACAGGCUCUAGAAGAUUUUACCCUUAACACUUCCCUCCUAAACGAUACUUUAAAUACCAGCAAAUUGCGCAUGAUACCCGAUGUACAAAGUCUAUUGGAAGUGGUAGAAGAUCCCAGUUUAAUACAGUAUGUUAGCGAGAAGAAUACAGAUACUACUGAGGAUUUCGAUUUGAAAGAUUGUCUAGAGCGUUUACGUUCGGAAGCCUCAUUUCUGUUGCAUUUAUCCGAGGAAGUGGUUAAGAAACAUGACAGCAAAGAGCGAAGAGAAAGUUUCUCCAGUGAACGUGAGAAACAUGACAGUGAACAAGAGGAUGGUUUGAAAGUUCAACAACAACGUAAAUUUAUACGUGUCAAUUCGCUCAAUGAACAGCAAUUACCCACCCAUCAGUCUUCUUUAAUACAACAAGCACAUAAUCUCAGCUCUUUGCCGCCAGAUCUAAAUAAAUUCUAUUUGGACAACAAUUCCAGCAGCACUAACAAUGCCUCUGAAUUGAAUUUCCAAUUGGUGGAGUUGAAAAAUCGCUUGGUUAAAUCUGAAAACGAUAGAGUGCGCCUGCAACAGGAAUUGGAACAUACCAUAUCACGCAACUCAGACUUGGGUCAAGAGUUGCAGCAUUUAAGAGAUCAACUGUCACAAUUAAGUUCUCUUAAUAAUGUUGAAUACAAUGAGGGCUAUGGUUUGGGCUCCAUGAAAUCUCCACAACGUUUGUCCCAUUCUGAGCAUUCUUCAUCCAGUUUUGCUUUGCUGCAAGAAAAGGCACGGAAUAUAUUGUCCACUCCUACACAGAAACAGCAGGGCAAUGAUUCUACCGUCCAGUUGCUGCAAAUGAUUGAGGAUUUCUGCCGUGAGGGUGACAAAGUGGUGGAGUGCAGCAAAAAGGAUCGUGAAGAUUUGCAGUCACAGAUUAUAACGGCCGACAAACAAUUGAAGGCCACUCGUCAAUUUCUGGAUGAACAGGCAGCCGAACGUGAACAAGAGCGUGAUGAGUUUAUGAAGGAAAUCGAAAAUCUUAAAGCACAACUCCGGGAUAAAGAAAAAGAACGCAGCUCCUAUGCCAAUGCCUCUGAGGAGGUUGAGCAUUUAGAAACCCAAAUACGUGACUUGACCCAAAAGCUGCAAGAAUCCACCAGUAAACGUGAUAAAUUUGAGGUUGAGUUGAAAGCUUCCAUCGAUAAGAUCUUUGUGUUGCGUGAAAUAAUAUCGGAUUUGGAGAACCAGGUGGAAACAAAAGCACUCAAUGAACAUGUUAUGGCGGAAAAGGUUAAGCAAUUGGAGGAGUUCGUCAACACACAAUCCCGCUCCAAUGAAACCCUCCAAAGUGAAGUACAAAGUCUUAAAACCGAAAUCGAACAAAGCUAUCAGUUGCGCAUCAAUCAGCUAGAAGAAAAAUUACAAAAUAUACGUCCCUCUGCCGAACAAAGUAUCAUUAUGGAUCAAGUGGUGGAACAAUUGCGUGACAUUGAAAAUACCCUGGAACAAAAAACCAAAAACUUAGAGGCCAUACAUUCAAAUACAAAUUCCUGCAGUUUGAGUAUAACCGAAGAUGUUUCAGUGCAUGGUGCUGGCAAGGCAACACAAUCAUUAUUAACCACAAUAGUAACACCGCCACAGGGUUCACCGGUACAUCCAUCGCCCAGACAACAUUCUCUUACCAUGGAGGGUGUACAAAGAGUGGUGGAUAAAUUGUCUAAACACUCGAGAGUAGAAGAGGCUGCUGUUAAACGUAUAAGAGACUUGGAAAUGCAAAUACAACAAAUGAGAACAGCAUGUGUGGAACUUCAGCAUGAGCGUGAGUCCUUGCAAGAGCGCAUGUCCGAACAAACUCAGCGCAUCUCCGCCUUGCAAUCACGACUCGAGGAGCAACGUCAACGUGCCGAAGAACUGCAACGCUGUAACACCUCCGAUUUGAAUAUACGACUGCAUGAUGUGCAAAAUGAAUUGCAAAAUUUGCGUGAAACUCUGUCGAAUCGUGACAAACAAAUUGCCACCAUGAAGCAACAACUGGAAAAGAGUAAAAUGGCCAUAGAUCGUUUGGAAGCAGAACUGGCAGUAGAACAUCAACCCGAUCGUAGUGCCCUUGAAAGAUUGGAGAACGAACUCAAACAAAAGCAAUUGGAAAAUCAAAAGCUAAAGGAUAAAAUCAAAAAUGAAAUGAUCAAUAAAUUGGCAUUGCCCGAUCUAAUGGAAACCAUGUUGGCUGAUAAAAAUGAAGAGAUUGAUCAUUUGAAGGAGCAAUUGGAGAGCAAAGAAAAGGAAUUGCAAUCGGUAUUGGAUAUAAGUCAAGCUUCAUCGCUGGGUACAGCCAAGAAACCGGAAGAGGCUAGCACAAAAUUAAGCGCCAGGACUCUAAGUGAUAUUGUUUCCAUAACUGAGUUUGAUGAGCCAGAUGUGGUGCGCAGAGCGGCUGCUCAUAACAUGACAUCUCCUCUGCUGCUGCCCGAAGGUAGUGGCGGCUUUUUACACAAUACCAUGGAUACUUCCAAGGGUGUGGUGGCUAAUUUGACCCACAAAAGAACCGAGGAUUUGUCGGGCUUUACCACUUUACAACAGGUUAAUACCUUUGAUCAUCCCCACUACUUCCAAGAUCCCAACAUAUUAAUGGGUUCAGCCCAAUCACAAGCCUCUAUUGCCCCCGCUUUAGUGCCAAGACAAAUUAACUUCUCUGCCAUGACCGAAGAUUCGAAAUUGAAAACUCCCAAUAAUUUCCAAACGACGGAUAAUAAGGAGACCCAGGCCAAAGAGAAUUUACAGCAAGAAAUCCAUCAACUUAAAGAAAAGAUUCAAGAGCUUGAAAAGGAAAAGGAGAAGAGUGCCGACUAUUUACUAUCCUCCCAACUAAGAUUGACCAAUCUUCAGGAUGAAUUGGCUCAUAGUCAAAAGGAAAUAAUGAGCCUGCAAGCCGAAUGCAAGAAAAAUAAAGAACUGCAGCAACAACUCCUCGAGAAAUCUGUGGAAAUAGAAAAUCUUUUGCACGAACAAGAGAAAUUGAAAAAGGAAAAGUCAGAAUUACUCAGUAAAAAUGAAAAGAAUUUAAGAAACUACCAGGAAAGUGAGGAAACUCUAAUCAAACGUUUAAGAGAAAUGGAAGAGAAAAUCUUGAAAAAUACCGAAAAUGAAAUGAAAGAAAGAGAAAACUUGCGCAAGGAACUGCUGGUGGUAAGCGAGUCGCAUGAACAAUGCAAAUAUGUACAACGCGAUAAUGAGGAUCGCAAAAAACAAAUCGAAUUAUUAAAUCAUGAAAUCAAAAUCAAAGAUGAGAGGCUUUUGACUUUAACCACGAAACUAACCUUAGCCGAGGAUACCAUAGCAGAGCUGCAACUACAAAUCACUAGUUUACAGCAAGAUGUGGAGAAAUUAAAGCAACAAAACAGUGACAAUAGCUCCAAACAGUUUUCGGUGGAUGAAAUAGCCCAGCAGGUGGAAAAAGAGUUGAACUAUUCGGCCCAAUUAGACUCGAAUAUUUUGAAGGCCAUAGAAAGUGAAGAGGAGAAUAAUUUAGAUCGUUCGCAUCAAGAGAAAAUCGUGGCCAAUGAACAUCCCGGUACCACAGAUGAUGAAAACUUUACCGGCGAACGAGAAUUGCUAAAUCAAUUGGAAGCUUUGAAAACACAAAUCUCAGUGGAAAGAGAACAUGCUGAGGAUAUACGCCAGGAAUUGUUAAUGCAAAAACAGCAUUCGCAAGAAAUACAAGAACAAGAUGUGGUCAUUAUAGAGGCUAUGCGUAAAAGAUUGGAAUCAGCCUUAGAACAAGAAGAUGAACUGCACAAACACCUGGACAUAGAAAGAGAAAGAUGUGAACGUUUGCAGACACAACUAACCACUUUGCAAAGGACCGAUAGUCGCCGAAAUUCUGCACUUUUGAAAUCGCCCACAGAAUCACCCCGCAAGUCGCCCAGAUCCCUGAACGACUUUGAAUCUGAGCUGGCCGACAGGCUAAGAAGUGAAAUUAAAUUAUUAACUGCCCAAAAUGAAAGAGAACGUGAGCGGUCAGCUGAUUUACAAAGAAACACUGAAAGGGAAAGAAACCGCUAUGAAAAGGAAUUAACCGAAAGAAUUGACUAUUGUGAGAAACUUAAACGUGAAAUGGACAAAGUGGCCAGAGAUAAAGACAAUGCCGAAAUGGAAAUAGAACAUUUACAGGAACGUUUAACUUUACAAACCCAAGAGAUAGAAUCCCUGGAGGCACGCAUAGCCAGUCUGCAGGAGGCCGAAACACGCCGCUUUACACGCAAAGAAAAACAGCACAAAGAAUAUGCCCAACUAAUGGCCGAAAUACAGGAGCUAAAAACCCAACUCUAUGCUGUGGAAUCAGAAAAGGAAGGUCUCAACAAAACCAUUAACCAGCUACGUUUCGAUGUGGAACGAUCGGCCCAAAGAGAAGUCAAACUAGCCGAGGCCUUGGCCAAUGCUAAUACCAAUCUGGCCAUGCGUGAAGGCCAAACCAGCGUACCCGAACAAUUUCUACAGAAAAUGAAAGAAAUCAAUAGUCUGCUGGCAGAAAAUACUCAAGAAAACAAACAAAUGGCCGAGACAGUACAAUAUUUGGUGGAGGAACGCAGACAAUUGCAAAGAAAGUGUGAAGAGCUGGAAUCUCAAUUGAGUGGCACGGCCAAUAUUAGUGAGCUGGAAGAACGUUGCAAUCAUUUGCUGGGACGCUAUUUACGUGUGGAGUCGCAUCGCAAGGCGUUGGUGUAUCAAAAGCGUUACCUAAAGAUUUCCCUGCAAAACUAUCAGGACAGUGAGCAACGGGCUUUGGCCGCUUUCAAUGGCGGUCAAUUGUUGCAGAACACCAGACCCAAAAAGAAAUUAAAGACUGUAGCCUUGGCUAUUAUUGCCAUACAGCGUAUGAAGUAUAUUGGUCGCAUUUGGCAUACUGGCAAACGGAUUGUUUCCAAGUCAGUGUUUACUAUAACGCAACAAAAACGUUCCCAACCACCGACCAUAAGUUGUGCAGCUAUAACCUCCACCUCACCCACACCCCAUAUGAAUGGCCAACAACAACAACAGCUGCAGCAACAUCUGCUCUAUCAGCAACAAAAUCUGAAUAGUCCUUUGAAGUUAUUGGAACGAAAUUAUGCUCCCUUGAAAACUCCCACAUUAUUGAAUGGCAAUCGUACGCCCAACUCAGCCUCAUCCUCCACAUCGACAGCCACAGCAUUUGAAUGGCCCCGAGUGACUGUAAACAAAAUGCACAAGAAAACAACAUAAUCAUUAUUUUAGUUAAACUAAACCACAAAUUAUAAAUUUAUUUUAAAAACCAACAAACAAAAAAUGCUCAAAUUGUAAUUGAAGCCAUAUUUAUAUAACAAAUAGUAAUUUAAGAACUUUUUUUUAAAUAUUAAAUGUAAGAAAUUCUAAAACCUAAUUUGUAAUCAUCAAUGGAGAUUUUAAGUGUAAAUUGUUAUUUUUAUUUUAAAUUUGUUUACAUUAAUAUUCUGCAAAACCCAGUAUUUCCAGUUAAAACUUUUUUUAUUUGUGAGUAAAUUCGCCCUUAAGUCCAGUCCUAAGUCAUAAUUUUGUAGUUUGUAUACUCAGUCUAAGUUGACCAUGUUUAAGUAUGUUUAAGUUUUAGUGUUUAAAAUCCCUUUUUUUAUUGUAUUGAGUUUUAUAUUUUUUUUAAAUUUCAUUAUUUAUUGUUUUUAAUUUGUAUUUUUUACUUUUUAGUUUUAAAUUUGAAAACUUUUUUAUAAUAAAAAAACCAUUAAUAAUACCUUAAUAAUGAUUAA
Molecule: messenger RNA, 10353 nt
Organism: Calliphora vicina (urban bluebottle blowfly)
Lineage: Eukaryota; Metazoa; Arthropoda; Insecta; Diptera; Calliphoridae
Gene: Plp
Product: Pericentrin-like protein
Exons: 14
Coding region: 164-9835 (3223 amino acids)
Biological process (GO): signal transduction
Molecular function (GO): molecular adaptor activity
Source: RefSeq, a predicted model, not a curated record